Messenger RNA from Cladophialophora bantiana CBS 173.52, 996 nucleotides. RefSeq lists its product as uncharacterized. The record is from RefSeq and is a predicted model, not a curated record. The transcript has 2 exons. The coding region runs from base 1 to 996 and encodes 331 amino acids. Lineage: Eukaryota; Fungi; Ascomycota; Eurotiomycetes; Chaetothyriales; Herpotrichiellaceae.
AUGAUACGACGUCACGCUCCACCGGAAUGCGUCGAAGCUCACCAGCAAAUAACCAGCCUAAUAGAUAACGUCUACGAAAGCGGUAAUGAAGCGGCACUAUUCCAGCUUAAGGCUGCCUUCAACGUCUCGCAGUCGUCGACAUAUCCUGACCUAGCAUUCCUUCUGACCAGUCCGUUGUCGGCGUGGAAUCAGGUCUGGCAUAGAAAGCCUUUCCCUUUCACUGGUUCUUACUGUGACCCCAUAACCUCCCAAGCCUCGCAUUAUCCUACAACCGAAACCCUGCGCACAACGGCUCACUCGCUCCUUAGCUACGCUAAUAGGACCGCCACUGCCAACGCCACAGCCCUUUACUACCCGCUCCUCAAUUUCUUCUCCCACAUACGAGAAAGCUCUACCUACUGCGCGGGGAGAUCUGUUCACGAUUGGCUAUCGCUGGGCCGUCCUUCCCCAUACGGCUGGCUCACCCGUACCGAAUCCGGCGGUUUGGCGAUGGGCUAUACGCUGGGCUCGGAGGGCCAUCCGCACCUGCCGCCCAUGGCCUCCUGCAUGCUGUCGCCGGCGUACUUCCUCGACAGAUGCCACAGGGCGUACAACAUCACAUACGAGCCGCAGCUCGUUUGGCUGAACAAGUACGGCGGGCCCAGCUUGUCGUAUCUCCGUCUAGCCGUCUCCACGGGCCAGCUGGACUACCACCGCGGCCUUGGUCCUCUGGCGGAAUUUCUGGAGAACGGAGACCCAAAUCCCAGGCUCGUCCGGAACAUCAACGACAAUGGCGACUAUAACAACGGGUCGUCGUCGUCGUCGUCGUCGAUCACCACGCCGCAGAUAAUCAUCCAGGGAGGCUUCCACGAGUGGGAUUUCCCAGGCCUAUUCCAGAACGAGACGGCUGUGGAGAUGCCCCUGGCCGUCCAGCGCGCGAAGACUAUCGAAGUCGAGGCCGUCAUGGCGUGGCUGACAGAGUGGAAUGUCACCCAUACCGAUAUCCAUGCAAUGUAG